Dreissena polymorpha is the source of this 893-nucleotide messenger RNA. Its product is annotated as DNA oxidative demethylase ALKBH2-like. The record is from RefSeq and is a predicted model, not a curated record. NCBI's taxonomy places the organism in Eukaryota, Metazoa, Mollusca, Bivalvia, Myida, Dreissenidae. The coding region runs from base 64 to 816 and encodes 250 amino acids. Gene Ontology annotation, biological process: DNA repair. The transcript has 3 exons.
CAACUAGUUACUUCCCCUUUUUUAAGAAGGACAUUAUUUAGAUUCACGUUCAACUGUUAAAAAAUGGACAAGUUUGUUGUGAGAAAACGAAAGAACGAGAGCGACAGUUCACAGAAUAACAAGAAAACAAAAUCGCAAUCAAGUGCCGAAAUCACAGAACAAAAAUCUCUAAACGUAAUUUUUUUAGUGAAUGAACAACUAGAAUGGCGAGAGAUACGAAGAGAAAACUUAAACUGUGAUUAUUGUGUGUUAUUUGGAAAGAAGAACGCCGACAGGAUACUAGAGGAGUGUGAACGAUGUUUGUCAUACAACGAAGGACAACUCGCGAAAGUGCAGAUAUAUGGCAAAUGGCAUGACAUUCCACGAAAGCAAGUUGCCCAUGGUGAUGAAGGUCUUGCCUACAGCUUCUCAAACAACACUGUGCCUGCCAGACCAUGGACACCAUUCCUCUCGGCCAUCAGAGAUGUGAUCAGUCAGAAAACAGGAUACAACUUCAACUUUGUCCUCAUAAACAGGUAUAAAGAUGGGCAAGAUCACAUGGGAGAACAUCGUGAUGAUGAGAAGGACCUGGUGUUUGGUCAUCCUAUAGCCUCACUUUCGCUCGGGCAGUCAAGGGACUUCCUGUUCAAGCAUGCUGAUGCUCGGGGAAAGAAUGCCACGCGCUCCAUUGAGACUGUGAAAAUACUGCUGGAGCAUGGGAGUCUGUUGAUGAUGAAGCAUCCCACUAACGUGUUCUGGUAUCAUUCAUUACCGCAGAGGAAGAGGUUGAUGAAUGUGCGGAUCAAUAUGACUUUUCGAAUGAUGGUGGUAAAGUAAUAUCCGAAAGUAAUAUGAUUGUUAAAAAACUUGUAUUUUACUUCUAUCAAAAUGUUUAAUAAAGCAUCUGUAAUAAA